Molecule: messenger RNA, 336 nt
Organism: Cryptomeria japonica (Japanese cedar)
Lineage: Eukaryota; Viridiplantae; Streptophyta; Pinopsida; Cupressales; Cupressaceae
Exons: 1
Coding region: 1-336 (111 amino acids)
Biological process (GO): DNA integration
Molecular function (GO): nucleic acid binding
Source: RefSeq, a predicted model, not a curated record
AUGGAAUAUCUUGCGAAGUGGGCUGAGGAGCGAGCACUGUCAAACAACUCAGCUUUGAGUACAGCCAAGUUCAUUUAUGAACAAAUUAUUACAAGGUACGACAUCCCAAUCCAAUUGAUGAGUGAUCGUGGUGGGCACUUUGUGAAUCAUGUGGUCAAGCUGCUCACGAUGCAAUUCAAGAUCUUUCAUUCCUUGUCAAGCCCAUACUAUUUGAGGGCCAAUGGGCAGGCAGAGGCGACUAACAAAAUACUAGUAUCGAUGAUCUAUAAGUCCUAUGGAGUUGAACAGGAAGACUGGGAGGAGAAGUUGGUACUAUGGGCAUACAGGAGCACCUAA